Messenger RNA from Symbiodinium pilosum, 682 nucleotides. NCBI's taxonomy places the organism in Eukaryota, Dinophyceae, Suessiales, Symbiodiniaceae. The record is from the annotation of a GenBank genome assembly.
GCUUGACCCUCACUGGAAGUUUGAUUGUGAGAUGGCCUCCAUGAAAACGAGCGACACCUUGGAGUUCCAAGUCUUUGACUACGAUGCUAUCGGGUCUGACGAUCUCCUGGGUACGUUGGAGCUCACUUUCGAUCAGUUCUAUCCAGGUGGGGCAGAUGACACCUUUGAGCUGGUGGACCCUGCGCGAAGAGAUGGUAAGGUGGCAACUAUCAAGCUGAAGGUCUUUCCUGAGCCGAUCCAGUUUCCGAUCCGCGACACUCGCUGCUGGGUUACAGUCCACAGAGCAGAGGGUCUUCGAGCAGCAGAUUGGAGUCUGUUAGGUAAUGGCAAGUCAGAUCCAUAUUGCAUCGUCAGCAUUCCUCACAAAAAGCAUUCCACAUGGAGAACACGCAUCCUGUACAAGGAGCUCAAUCCCAGCUGGGAUGAGGAGGAAGAGAUGAUCAAUUAUGAGCCGGGCGACAACCUCAAGUUCCAGGUCAUGGACUAUGACAAAAAAGAUGAUGACGACCAUCUCGGUCAAGCCCUGCUACAAAGUGGCGACUUCCACCCAGACGGCUUCGAAGGCCUUUCUCCAGCAUUGCGCCUAGUGAAAUCAGCUUGGGUGAAGGCACGCUGCAUGUACGGGUCGACAUCGAGCUGCCUGAGGAGGACGAGGACGUGUACGACCCGGCUCACCAUGUAG